AUGGAGCAAUCACAAGUCCUGAAGAGAGAUCCUGAUCCCUCAACGCCUGUCGAUCUAAAGCUAUCAUUAGUUGGUCUGAAUAUUGUUUAUUGUUCAACCGAAGGAAUGGAACGCAUGCCUGUCGUCAGCAGAUAUUCCUGUUUCGAUGGCUUCUACAAUGGCAGUUCUACAACUGCAUGCACAUACGUGCUUUGUGAUGGGCCGCAGCCUCCCAUACUGACGAGUGGAGAGCAGACAGCAAUCGAGAUAGCGGCCUUCCUCCUGAUCUGCAUCAUUAUCGGUGUUUGCGUCUUCACUUGGCGAAGUCGUCGGUCGGAGAAGACUAGACGCAUGAGUCACUACAAUGGAAUCCUUCCCUCUCAUCAUCAGGAGGCUCAAAUGGAGCUCAUGCUCUAG
Messenger RNA from Hydatigera taeniaeformis, 396 nucleotides. The record is from the annotation of a GenBank genome assembly. Lineage: Eukaryota; Metazoa; Platyhelminthes; Cestoda; Cyclophyllidea; Taeniidae.